This is a messenger RNA of Plasmodium berghei ANKA, 1392 nucleotides long. Its product is annotated as conserved Plasmodium protein, unknown function. The record is from RefSeq and is a predicted model, not a curated record. Bases 1 to 1392 code for a protein of 463 amino acids. The transcript has a single exon. NCBI's taxonomy places the organism in Eukaryota, Apicomplexa, Aconoidasida, Haemosporida, Plasmodiidae.
AUGAAGGUAGAAUUAAAUAACCGAGCUAAUAUUAAAAAUAAUGAAAUAAAAAAAACGCCUUUAAAAAAAAUUCAAGUGAGAAGAAGUAUUAAAGAUAUAUUAGUAAAUGAUAACCCAUGUAUACAUAUAUACAAUUAUACAGGGAAAGAAAUAAAUGUAUUCCCUAAAAAUGUGAUAGAAUCAAAGGGGAAGAAUAAGAAUAAUGCAGGUUUGUUUAUUGAUAAAAUAGAAUACAAUAUAAAAAAUGAUAAUGAUGAAAAAUGCAUUGAAGAAAGUUCAGUGAAUUGUUUAACAAAUUUGAAAAGGAUGGACAGCCAGGAAAAUAAAUUGUUAAAUGAAUUAAAUGAAUUGUUAAGCAAAAAAAAUUUAACAGAUGAAAUGAAAAAUAAUAUUAAAUCUCUUUUUAUAGAAAUUCAAGAAAUAUAUUUAGAAGUAAAAACAGAUUUAGAAAACAAUUAUCCUUCUGCACAAGAUAUACUAAAAAUAUAUAAUACCAAUGAAGAUAGCGAUGAAGAUAAAAAUAAAGAUAAAGACUAUACAUGGAGAUCUCUUUGUUUUUAUAAACUAUUAAACGAUCAACUAAGUGACAUACACAUAUCUACUAUAACUUCAUAUAGGUUAGAAUAUUUAAAAACAAUAUAUAAAUGGUAUACUAAAAAUAAAAAAAUUAUAUUUAAAGGUAAAAAACAAAAUAAAACUAUCCAUGAAAUGUGUAUAACUAAAUGUAGUAAAAAUUGCACCGUUGAAUGCAAAAGAGAGCAUAUAGAAAAGGAAGAAGAAAAAGAAGAUGAGAUGAAUGUUUUAAACUCCAUUGAUACUGAAAAAAAAGGAGACAUGAAUAAUAAAAUGACAAAAGAAAAUUGUGAAUGUGAAAAAAUGGAAUGUCCAACUAAGAUACUGAAUAAUGAAAUGAAUAAAAUUCGAGAAAAUAAUUUAUCAAAUUUAGAAUUAAAUGUGUUAAAAGUUGAUGAAUCAAAUGAUGUUUUAGAAAAUUAUAUAUUCCCAAAUGAAAUAUUAAAAAAAAAUCAAGUUAAAGAAAAUAAAAAAAAAGAAAGUUGUAUAGACAGAGAAGAAGAAGGUAAAUCAGGGCAAAAUGAAAUAUCACCAAAAUGCCAAACAAAUACAAUAAAUGAUGAAAUAGAAAGUCAAAAAACUGAUAGUUUCUUGACAAAUGGUACUUUUUAUUAUUUAAAUUUGAAUAAUAUUAUAAUUGAAGAAAAUCAUUUUUCCAAUAAACCUAAAGAUAUAGAUAAAAUAAUCGAACUAGAAGAAGAAAUUAAAAAACAAAAAUUAUUAAUAAAAAAUAAAGAGACAGAAAUAACUAACUCUCUUAUAGGAAUUAAAUUUAAAGAUAUUUUUGGAAAAUUUGAAGAUUUAGAUUCAGGAAGGUAA